Lampris incognitus (smalleye Pacific opah) is the source of this 3228-nucleotide messenger RNA. RefSeq names its product protein interacting with prkca 1 (gene pick1). Gene Ontology annotation, cellular component: synaptic vesicle; neuron projection; postsynaptic early endosome. The record is from RefSeq and is a predicted model, not a curated record. The coding region runs from base 146 to 1393 and encodes 415 amino acids. Gene Ontology annotation, biological process: regulation of Arp2/3 complex-mediated actin nucleation; intracellular protein transport; receptor clustering. Lineage: Eukaryota; Metazoa; Chordata; Actinopteri; Lampriformes; Lampridae. Gene Ontology annotation, molecular function: phospholipid binding; protein kinase C binding; protein domain specific binding. The transcript is spliced from 13 exons.
GACGGCUUCCUCUAAUAUGGCGGAAGUGACGAAGAAAAGUAAACAGAGGACCUGUCAAAUGAUCUAAAAUGAAACGUUUGCGUGUAAAAGGGACGAUUUGAACGAGAAUACGGUUACAAGAAGACAGGAGUCAAACCGUCCUGUGAUGUUUACAGACAUGGACUAUGACUUGGAGGAGGAUAAAUUGGGGAUACCAACUGUACCUGGCAGCGUAUCCUUGAAGAAAGAUGCUCAGAAUCUAAUAGGGAUCAGCAUUGGGGGUGGCGCACAGUACUGCCCCUGUCUCUAUAUUGUACAGGUGUUUGAUAACACCCCAGCAGCUCUGGAUGGGACACUGGCAGCUGGUGAUGAAAUCACAGGGGUGAACGGCAAACCUGUAAAAGGAAAAACCAAGGUGGAGGUGGCCAAAAUGAUUCAAGCUGUCCAGGGAGAAGCAACAAUCCAGUACAACAAACUGCAGGCAGACCCCAAACAGGGGAAGACUCUGGAUAUAGUACUAAAGAAAGUAAAGCACCGCCUAGUGGAAAAUAUGAGCUCAGGCACAGCAGAUGCUCUUGGACUCAGCAGAGCUAUUCUGUGCAAUGAUGGGCUGGUCAAGAGACUGGAAGAGUUGGAGAAAACAGCAGAGCUUUACAAAGGGAUGAUGGAGCACACGAAGAGACUACUCAGAGCCUUCUUUGAGCUUUCUCAAACUCAUAGAGCUUUUGGGGAUGUGUUCUCUGUCAUCGGAGUUCGAGAACCACAGGCUGCAGCCAGUGAGGCCUUUGUGAAGUUUGCAGAAGCUCAUCGCAACAUUGAGAAAUUUGGCAUUCAGCUACUGAAGACCAUCAAGCCCAUGCUCCAUGAUCUGAACACAUAUCUUCAUAAGGCUAUACCGGACACAAAGCUCACUAUCCGCAAGUACCUGGAUGUAAAGUUUGAAUAUCUGUCAUACUGCCUGAAGGUGAAGGAAAUGGAUGAUGAAGAGUACAGCAGCAUUGCUAUGGGAGAGCCCAUGUAUCGUGUCAGCACUGGUAACUAUGAGUACCGUCUGAUCUUGCGCUGUCGACAGGAGGCUCGUGCCCGCUUCGCCAAGAUGAGAAAGGACGUGCUUGAGAAGAUAGAGUUACUGGAUCAGAAACACGUCCAGGACAUUGUGUUCCAGCUGCAGCGCUUUGUGUCGGGCAUGUCGCGCUACUACGAUGAGUGCUACGCCGUUCUGAAGGAGGCCGAUGUCUUUCCCAUCGAAGUGGAUCUCUCCCGCACCAUGAUCAACUAUGGCAGCCAGUCCCACUCGUACACAGAGGAGGAGGAGGAGGGGGAGUGUGGUGGAGGAGGUGAAGGAGAGGAAGGAGGCAGCGGGGCAGGCAGACAAGCUGAGAAUGGUGCUGAGAAGCUGAUCGAUGAUUACUGAGAGCGUGUGUGUGGUGUGAUUGCGGUCACGCAGAGUGUCAGUCUAUGCCUCGGUUCAUUUUCACUAGCAGUUCAUCUCAACGCACUCACCUAGCAAUGAUCUUUGGUGUGGAGUAUGACAACUGAAAAAGUUUUAAGAAUGUCAAAACGUGCUCAACGCUGGAUUAUACUACUGACAAAUGCUGCUUUACCACUGUACAUGGGCCUUGUUGGUGUAUCUUUCAGUACACCUUAAUGAUUUAUAGAAAGGUUAUAUAUUCCUUUAACAUUACUAUGGCAUUAUCUUUCACUGUAGUAGAUUUGGGGUUCUCAGUGACCCCAGAAAAAAAGUUUCUAAUUUACUAUGAUGUAAAAGCUGGGCAUUUUUAAGGCCAGUCAUCCCUCAGAAAUUCAUUCAUUGCUAAAUGAGUGUGACAUGUGACUUACUUUCCCCUGAAGGCUUAAAGGGGCUCUGACAGUAUGCAUAUGGGGCGUGCCUUCUUCGGUAUCUUUGAAUUUAUAACCAAUGGGUUGUGGGAUCUAUUUAGUUUUGAAGAUGUGUAUUAAGUGCUCUCUAAGGCACUUUGCACAUUAUAGGGUUAACAUUUAUUUUUGUCCUUUGGCUACUUUUAAAAGUCUUUUUUUUUGGGUGAAAGGGCCAAGAGAAGCAUAUUUUUGUCCUUGUUGUGGGAGGCGACUGGUAAAUCAACAAAAUAAUUCAUUUUAAGAUACACAACUCAUGACUGCAGGUGCAGGUUUGUUCUUAGACUGGAGGUUUUGUUACACACACUGCUGACACACUGCAGCUUUUUGUCUGACCCAAGCAUGCCCAUCCUGUCUUAAAAGGUGUGUGUCCACUGAGUAUUUAGUUUUUAUAAAGCUAGUUUGAGAAAAAAAGUUUUAAUUUAGUUUGACACCUCCAAACCAUGGCCAUUGGCAUCUCUUUUUCAGAGUGCACCAUUUUCCCCUCUUCUUAAUUUAAAUUUAGACUAUUUCAAAAUAUUUCUCGUCUGUACCUAAAGAGAGUUGACUGGCCUCUGUUACCCGCAUUGGGAAGUCCAUUUAAUUCCCCAUUGGUCAAGAAGUAUAUCUUACCAGGGCUUUCAUUCCUGUAUUACUCUACUCAGCCUCCCACCUUAAUUUCUCAUGACAUUAUCAUGAGUUAAUGGACUGCCCAUUCUCCACUUGAAAUCAUUUUUUUCUUCUGUUUUUGUUUUUUGUUUUCAGAACAGUGCUGUGGUUUCCCAUUAGAAUGAUCGAUUGGGAUGUUGGUAUAGAUUUAUAAUGGAGGCACUUAAUCUCAGGUUUCUCCAGCAUCCCAUCAGUGUGUUCUGACUGGGAAAAAGGCUUCAGUGGACACAUGCCGUGACGGAGUCAUGGUACUUGGUGGUGAUGGCAUAAUAAACAAACACUACAAAUGUAGCUAAAUAUUUACAAAGGCAAACAAUGUAGUUUCGACCAAAUUUGACUCAAAGUCCUAAAUGAUGUGUUAUAAGAAUGCUACUGUAUUGUUACUGUUUUUAUGGUAUCUUAUAUUUGAAAGUUAUAACUAUCAGUAAAAAAAUUGAAGUAUGAGUCUGCAUAUACACCCACUAGGCCUUUGGUCUAUGCCGUUGUUUUUGGACCGUCAACUCUCGUUGAAAAUGUUAGUUGCACACAACAUUCCUUGGUGGAGGAGUCAAUAUGUGUCCGUUUGUCAUUUAAUAUAUUUUCAUGUUUAUGAUAAAUAUUUAAAGUAGGUGUUUGAAAACUCAUCCAACCAUUGGGAGCACUGUUACUUAUGUGCACUUUCAAUUAUGUUAAAGAAAUGGAUUUCUUUUCCUCUAAAAAAGCAAGACAGACACAUUCAAUAAAAGG